CGCGCAGGUGCGCGGAGGGCGCCCCCCGCCCGCAGGCCUCCCGGGCCCCUACCCCGUCUGCUGCCGCGGCUCCCGUCCGCUGGGCGGGGGCCCGGGGCGAGGGGCGCGCCCGGGGCCCCGGCCCCGGGUGGGGGCAGGGGGAGGCGGAGGAGGGCCGCGCGGCUCCCGCGCCCACGGCUGCGCGGCCGGCCCGGCGGUCCCCCCGCCGCACGCCCCGGGGCGACUUCCGCCCGCGCAGCUUCCCCUCCGGGGUUUCGGGAAGUCCCCUCCCUUCCCCUCCCGAGCGCCCCAUGCCUCCGGCCCUGUGCUGCAACCACGCACCGAGCUGCUCCCCAGCUUUGCGCCCCCGGGCUCUGGGGACCCCCGGGGCCCCCGCUCUGGGGUUGGGCCAUGGCGGCAGGCCAUUAUAGAACGGACUGUGGUCCCCGCUGUCGGGAGUGAGGACGGGUGGGGCCUUUAAAGGGGAUACAGGAGCGGUAUGAGGUCAGAGCCGAGAUGCAGUGAGUGAGGGGGGGGCCAUGGCGGAGGAGCGGCCCCCCCGGCUGGUGGAUUACUUCGUGAUAGCUGGGCUUGCAGGGAACGGAGCCCCCAUCCCUGAGGAGACAUGGGUUCCCGAACCCAGUGGGCCCCUGCGCCCUCCCCGGCCAGCCGAGCCCAUCACAGACGUGGCAGUCAUUGCUAGGGCGCUGGGCGAGGAGGUGCCCCAGGGCUACACCUGCAUCCAGUCCUCCGCGGGGGGCCACCCCUUGGAACUCAGUGCUGGGCUCCUGGGUGGAACUCAGCCCGUCAUCUGCUACCGCAGGGGCCGCGACAAGCCCCCCCUCGUUGAGCUGGGGGUCCUGUAUGAGGGGAAGGAACGACCCAAGCCUGGCUUCCAAGUGCUGGACACGACGCCAUACAGCCACUCGGCCAACCUGGCCCCUCCUGGCCCUGGGCACCCCCGCACCUACCUCACUUGCCGGCGGGCAGCAGAGGGGGCAGGGCUGCAUGCCCUGGGCAUCACUGACCUCUGCCUGGUGCUGCCCAGCAAGGGCGAGGGCACUCCUCAUACUUACUGCCGACUGCCCCGCAACCUCAACCCCGGCAUGUGGGGCCCAGCAGUAUUCCUGUGCUACAAGGUGGGCCUGGCGAAGGCCAACACGCUGGUAUACGAGGCAGAGCUGCUGGGCCGCUACCCAGAGGAGGACAACGAGGCGUUCCCACUGCCCGAGUCCGUGCCUGUCUUCUGCCUGCCCAUGGGAGCCACUGUGGAGUGCUGGCCCGCCCAGACCAAGUACCCCGUGCCUGUCUUCUCCACCUUUGUGCUCACGGGCGCAGCUGGUGACAAGGUGUACGGUGCCGCCCUGCAGUUCUACGAGGCUUUCCCGAGGGCCCGGCUGUCCGAGCGGCAAGCGCGGGCCCUGGGCCUCCUGAGCGCUGUGGAGCGGGGCCGGGCGCUGGGGGGCCGGGCCGUGCGCAGCCGCCGAGCCAUCGCUGUGCUGUCGCGCUGGCCUGCCUUCCCCGCCUUCCGCGCCUUCCUCACCUUCCUGUACCGCUACUCCGUCUCGGGCCCCCACCGCCUGCCCUUGGAAGCGCACAUCUCCCACUUCAUUCACAACGUCCCCUUCCCUUCCCCACAGAGACCCCGCAUCCUGGUGCAGAUGUCUCCGUAUGACAACCUGCUCCUCUGCCAGCCCGUGUCCUCACCCCUGCCGCUCAGCGGUGCCAGCUUCCUGCAGCUCCUGCAGAGCCUGGGCCCCGAGCUGGCCAUCACGCUGCUGCUGGCUGUGCUCACCGAGCACAAGCUCCUGGUCCAUUCGCUGCGGCCAGACCUGCUCACCAGCGUCUGUGAGGCGCUCGUCUCAAUGAUCUUCCCGCUGCAUUGGCAGUGUCCCUACAUCCCGCUCUGCCCACUGGUGCUGGCAGACGUGUUGAGCGCCCCCGUGCCCUUCAUCGUGGGGAUCCACUCCAGCUACUUCGAUCUGCACGACCCACCUGCUGAUGUCAUCUGCGUCGAUCUUGACACCAACACGCUCUUCCAGACCGAGGAAAAGAAGCCCCUCUCCCCUCGGACCCUGCCCCGCAGACCCUACAAGGUUCUGCUGGCUACGCUGACAAACUUGUAUCAGCAGCUGGAUCAGACAUACACCGGGCCCGAGGAGGAGGCGUCCUUGGAGUUCCUGCUGACGGACUACGAGGCCGUGUGCGGCCGCCGGGCGCGGCUGGAGCGCGAAGUCCAGGGAGCCUUUCUCCGCUUCAUGGCCUGUCUGCUCAAGGGCUACCGGGACUUCCUGCGCCCGCUCACCCAGGCCCCCUCGGAGGGGGCUCGAGAUGUCGACAACCUCUUCUUCCUGCAGGGCUUCCUCAAAUCCCGGGAGCGCUCCAGCCACAAGCUAUACUGCCAGGUCCUGCGCACACAGAUGUUCUCGCAGUUCAUCGAGGAGUGCUCCUUCGGCUCUGCGCGGCAUGCCGCCCUUGAGUUCUUCGACUCUUGUGUCGACAAGGUGCACCCGGAGCAGGAGAAGCCUGAGCCCACACCCUUGGUGGAGCUGGAGGACCUGUCGGGGAGUGAGCUCACCGUCUUCAUCACACCCCCCGAGGAGCCUCCAGUGCCAGAGGGCAGUGAAUCCGCCCCCCAGUACUGCUACGAUGGGUUCCCAGAGCUGCGGGCUGAGCUGUUUGAGUCCCCACGGGAGCAGCCCGGGGCGCUGCCUGUGCCAGGCCCAUCCCGGAGCGCCCCCAGCAGCCCUGCCCCUCGCCGUACCAAACAGGAGAUGAAGGUUGCACAGCGGAUGGCGCAGAAGUCCGCAGCCGUGCCUGAGCUGUGGGCCCGGUGCCUGCUGGGGCACUGUUACGGGCUGUGGUUCCUGUGCCUGCCCGCCUACGUGCGCUCGGCGCCGUCCCGGGUGCAGGCGCUGCACACAGCCUACCACGUGCUGCGCCAGAUGGAGAGCCGCAAGGUGGUGCUGCCCGAUGAGGUAUGUUACCGGGUACUGAUGCAACUAUGCUCCCAUUAUGGGCAGCCUGUGCUGUCCGUGCGGGUCAUGCUGGAGAUGAGGCGGGCGGGCGUCGUGCCCAACACCAUCACUUACGGCUAUUACAACAAGGCCGUGCUGGAAAGCAAGUGGCUGUCCGGUACACCGGGUGGGCGCCUGCGCUGGGCCAAGCUCCGGAACGUUGUCCUGGGGGCUGCUCAGUUCCGCCAGCCCUUGAGGGAACGGCGGCGGCGGCGGCAGCAGGCGGCAGUGCAAGAGGCGGGCAGCGGCCAGACAGAGCCCUGUCUGGAGCGUCGCUCCCCUACGCGCCCACUUCAGCGCCAGACUACCUGGGCCGGUCGAAGCUUCCGGGACCCAGCUUCACCCACGGGGCGCCUGGUGAAAAGCGGCAGUCUGGGCAGUGCCCGCGGGGCACAACCCACCGUGGAGACUGGCGUGGCCCACAUGAUAGAAGCCUUAGGGGUGCUGGAGCCCCGGGACUCACCUCUACCCUGGCGCGACGGGAGCCUCUCAGACCUGAGCCUGACCGGCGAGGAGCCGGCCCCCGGAGGCAGCCCAGAGGAUUCGGGCUCAGCCCUGAGUGCCCAGUCCACUGAGACCCUGGAAGGGCCAAGUGGGCGGGCACCCAAGGCGGGCGGGCGCCAGGAGGAGGCCAGCACCCCCAGACGAGGGCUGGGUGCCCGCCUGCAACAACUGCUCACUCCUUCCCGCCGCCCUCCUGCCUCCCGCGUUGCCCCACCUGAGCUGCCCCCUGACCUGCCUCCCCCUGCUCGCCGUAGCCCAAUGGACAGCCUCCUGCGCCCCCGGGAGCGGCCUGGAUCCACUGCCUCUGAGAGCUCAGCCUCUCUGGGCAGUGAGUGGGACCUCUCCGAGUCUUCCGUCAGCAGCCUGAGCCUGCGCCGCUCCUCAGAGCGCCUCAGUGACACCCCCGGGUCCUCGCAGCCGCCUUCCCUGGAAAUCCUGCUCUCCAGCUGCUCCUUAUGCCAUGCCUGUGACUCGCUGGUGUACGACGAGGAGAUCAUGGCCGGCUGGGCGCCCGAUGACUCCAACCUCAACACCGUCUGCCCCUUCUGCGCUUGCCCCUUUGUGCCCCUGCUCAGUGUCCAGACCCUUGAUUCCCGACCCAGUGCCCCCAGCCCCCAGCGUGCCCCUGCUGGUGCCAGUAACAGCAAAGAUGCUCCCAUCCCUGGGGGCCCAGGCCCUGUGCUCAGUGACCGCAGGCUCUGCCUUGCCCUGGAUGAGCCCCAGCUCUGCAAUGGGCACAUGGGGGCUGCCUCCCGGCGGGUUGAAGGUGGGGCCUGGGCGUACCUGAGCCCCCUGGUGCUGCGUAAGGAGCUGGAGUCGCUGGUGGAAAACGAGGGCAGUGAGGUGCUGGCAUUGCCUGAGCUGCCUGCUGCCCACCCCAUCAUCUUCUGGAACCUUCUGUGGUAUUUCCAGCGGCUGCGCCUGCCCAGUAUUCUGCCAUGCCUGGUGCUGGCCUCCUGUGAUGGGCCCCCGCCCCCCCAGGCCCCACCUCCUUGGCUGACGCCUGACCCAGCAUCCGUGCAGGUGCGGCUGCUGUGGGACGUCCUGACCCCCGAUCCCAGUAGCUGCCCACCUCUCUACGUGCUCUGGAGGGUCCACAGCCAGAUCCCGCAGCGGGUGGUAUGGCCAGGCCCCAUACCCGCACCCCUCAACCUGGAGCUGCUGGAGGCCGUGUUGCGCCAUGUGGGUCUCAGUGAGGUGCACAAGGCUGUAGGGCUCCUGCUGGAAACUUUAGGGCCGCCUCCCACUGGCCUGCACUUGCAGAGGGGCAUCUAUCGUGAGAUCCUAUUCCUGACGAUGGCUGCUCUAGGCAAGGACCGUGUGGACAUAGUGGCCUUCGACAAGAAAUACAAGUCCGCCUUUAACAAGCUGGCCAGCAGCAUGGGCAAGGAGGAGCUGAGGCAGCGACGGGCACAGAUGCCCACCCCAAAGGCCAUUGAUUGCCGGAAGUGUUUCGGAGCACCUCUGGAAUGCUAGGGACCCUUAAGCUUUCCUCUCCAGCCUGGGGUGGGGAGGUUGAGCGAGAGUGGAUUCUAGAGCUACCCUGCCUUCCUACUCCUUUCACAGAGGAGUUGGGAACAGGCUGGGAAGCAGGCCCAGCCGUAGGCUCCAGAUGUGGGCAGCAAGAGGGACCCACUGCUAACAAAAGUCACAAUCCCCCUACCUCCGACCUGCCCGGUAUGUUCACGCUGAUGUUGUACGAGGCCUGGCAGGAGUUGGCACAGCUCUGUUCCUCCCCAGACUAUACCAGGAACUCUCCUCCAGGGUACCCACAGAUCUGCUCUGCCCUGGUCAUUUUCCAAGUUUUUGUUUUAAAAAACAACUGGAAAGAUACAGAGCUACUGAGCCUUUGCCCUGAAUGGGAGGGAGGGAUAUCAUUCCCCGCCAGGGAUGGUCCUUCUUCCCUGGAACUGCUGAAGCAACCCAAAGCCCUCCAUCAUAUCUUUCUACUUUAGCGUUUGUAUUUUAAGUUAUUUAUUUUCGAGCCACAGCCCCCUUGCUCAUGAGGUUCCUAGGGAUGAUGAGAAAGAGAAGGGAAAUGGGGCACCAUGGUUCAGUGGUUUGUAGCUCCUGGAAAGUCAGGAGGGAGCUGGAGGAGCCCCACGCUCCCCUCAGGAAGAACCGGGGCCCCGUCCAGUCCUAAUCCUUCCCAUUUCCUCCACUACGGGGAAUGCUUCACCCACCCAGGGCCCUGACUGCGCAGUAAGGAUUGUUCCUUGCAAAGUUUUGUUGGAUGUAAAUACAGUAAAAGCUGCUUCUGUCUUUUUC
This is a messenger RNA of Mirounga angustirostris (Northern elephant seal), 5768 nucleotides long. It is a transcript of the gene DENND4B, whose product is annotated as DENN domain containing 4B. Gene Ontology annotation, molecular function: protein binding. Gene Ontology annotation, biological process: regulation of Rab protein signal transduction. The transcript has 29 exons. The record is from RefSeq and is a predicted model, not a curated record. Gene Ontology annotation, cellular component: cytoplasmic vesicle. Bases 519 to 4976 code for a protein of 1485 amino acids. Lineage: Eukaryota; Metazoa; Chordata; Mammalia; Carnivora; Phocidae.